UUCAACGGGCUUUGUUUGUCUCUCAAGAUAAUAAAAGCUCUAUCUGCUGCCAACUUUGAUGAAUCCUGUUAUUCUUUUCACCUGAAUAAUAAUACUAUUUGACCUAAAUCUUCUGAUCGAGACAACUUGUGUUAUUGAGAUACGACCCCACCCCCAAACAUCUCACCAAUCAGAGCUCACACUGAACGUUAUAUAGACCAGCGGAUCACACUUCCCCCUCUCCUAAACUUUGAAGCGGACAGCACGCACGCACGUCUGACUCGAGAGUAAAGAGUGGAAGACGUCGCGUUUUAUUUUUUCGUCAGACACCUGGACGGACAGCAAACACAAUUUCUUUUAGUCGUGGGUCCGGAGUAGUUCUCGUUUCAGGGCGUACAUUCCCGGACCAUACAGCGCUUUUGAGGAAGCUGUGUCAGAGUUUGGACAACGAGUUAAACAGAGUGAAAAGCGGAGCUACGGUAAGCCAUAUGGAGAACCCGACGAGACCUUAACUGAAGUCAUCCCUUCAAAGAUUGCUCAUCAUUUAAUGGGAUCUGUACGUCCACACAGCCAAGCAGUGGUCUGUCCAGCAUUCCAGCACUGGCGUGACAUUGGUGCUCUCUCAUCACCUCUGGACAACAAUGUUACGUCUGUACCAGUGGUUCACCAUGCUAAGGGAAUACAAAACAACAUGGUAGCCACUCUGUAUCCUGAAGAAUUCAGAGUGGCUUACAGUCCAGCUCAGUGGCAGCAAGGCAGUCACACACCGUCAAAACAAAAUUUCCAGGGAUACACCCAAAGUGAGUUACAGCGAACCAUAGCAAAAACUAGAUUCCAGGACCCAAAUUCAGGAAAUAGUGCAUCUUCAUCAAAAAAUGUCUUCACACAGCACAGCAGUUGCUUAAGUUCAUCUGCUAAUGAGAACACUGUAAGAGAUUCUGUUAAUGAAGCUGGACGACAAAGUGGAUUUUCUGAGCAGAAAGGGUCAAAUUUAAACAUUAAUCCUGGGCUCUCACAAAGACAACUUAACGCCUUCUCAGUCUGUACUCCAGACACAGUCGCAGCACAUAAACGGAAGCUUCCCCUGCUGCAUGCCUUACUGGCAUCAAAUUCAUCAUCUUCAUCAGGAGAAAUGAAUGCCAACAUUGAACUCAAUACUCGCUUUUCAGAAGACCGAGACUGCCAGAGUCAGCAAAUGAAAAGCUCACUAGCUGCUUUAAACUGUGGAAAGUCCAGAAAACUCCAUGUAGAUCAUUCAGGAGCAACUCAUUCCUCCACCUGUCAGCAGCAGUUCUCCUUUCCCUCUCUCAGCAGUCAGCCAUCCACAAACAUAGUUUUGCCUGUUGGAAAAAUGGCACCACCUACAGAUGACGAAAUAAUGGAGUUUAUUAGAAAAAAGAUUGCAUAUUUUAGGACCCUUUUAAAUCCAGAAAACAUAAACAUUGGACUCACAUUUAACGGAUGUCAUUUUCGCGGUAAUGAAGGCAACGCUGCACCCCAGUCUGACUGCAUCAUGUCCAACGAUGUAGCCCAUUCUCGCUCAACGUCGACCUCCGACAAAGAUGUGGAGAGGAAUGGCCUCUACUGUGCUGCUGCAGUUGGACAAACACUUCAACAGGACAGUUCAAAGGGCAGCAAUGAAAAUGUUACGUUAACCCCUAAGUCAAGAGAGAUGAGUCAUUGUGCUACAUCGACAUCAAAGGAACAUUCAACAGGUACACAAGCCUCUGUUGUAGGAAAUUCAAAACAUACUCCUAAAACAUUUGUUGAGAAGAGUACAUUGGUAGAAUUUGACAACUUGGAUGUAAAUAUGCCAGUAAAUUAUGAUGACAAAUGUUUUUAUUUAGGUGAUUGUGAAAAUGAAACAAUUGUCCAUAGCAAUAAUGAAAGUUUCCAUAGUAAAUGGUGUGACAAGUACUUGCAGACUGGUGUAACCACUCUCCGUUAUACAUUAACUGCACUAAAGGAGCUGAUUGCUAGUUUGGAGAAUGUAGAGACCAUUGCAGGAAUGGAUAACUUUCCUGAAGUCUUACUGCAACAAUAUUGGAAUAGGGAUAUAGAUAACUUAAAUCUCUUUGCAUCCACAGAAUAUCCACAAAUUAUGGAGAAAGUUGCUGCCACUUGCACAAAGAAUGAAGAUAAGAGUCCAGUGGUUCUCACGGAAGUGUCAGAAACGGACUUGGCUAAACUGAUUGAAUACCAGCCCAGUUCAUCGCUUAACUGCAGCUCAUCACAAGAAGAACCUACGCCUGUCCGGUUAAAUAUCGUCAAGUCUUUGGAUGACAUCGAGCAAACGUCUGGUGUUUCUUGGGCUCUCAAACACACAAGAGAAAGGGAGAAAGAAGAUACAGGCCAUUUUGUGAAGAUGGUAGGGAUGGACAAUGUGCAAGGUGUGACUGAUGUCUCAGAGGAUCGUCCAACCAAGUCAAGUUCAGUAGUAUAUGAAGACAAAACAUUUGAACCUGCAUCUCUCAUUGAAAAUCAAGAUGUUAAUACAAAAGAAAAUUGUGAUGUGACCCGUAAGAAAGUGAUUGCACCUUCCAAACUAAUUGUUAAAAUUCAGAUUCAUAAUCUUGUAUCAGUUCCUAAAAAUCGAAGUGCACUGAUGUGCAGCCAGCCAAGUCAUGAAGGUGUGAAGAAAGAUGGGGAUUCUGUGCAUUCAGAAACAGAUGUAAGCGCAGCACUUUAUGAAAACAAAGUAAAAGGAUAUUCCCCUCCAUCUCAAAGUAAGAGUAGAGAAACAGACUACUCUUUAAAAGAUCUACAAUAUGAUGACAUUUCAAGUGAAGAUGAAAAUUCACAGAUUGAGAAUGUGGCUCUGCAAAAAUCUUCACUUGCUCAAGUACCUACAGGAAACAGGCAGUUACCAUAUGGAAAUAAAAGCUAUGGACAUGAGCAAGUUCAGGCUCAGAUGAAGACCAAAAUCAUUUCGGAAAAGGAACUGAUUUCCAGGAAGCAGGUUUCACCAGAGACCGAAACAUGUAUUUCAUGUAGUCCUUCCUCUGUUUUGAAAGAUGGCGAUGAGAUUGAUGAUCAGAUGGAUGAUGACUGGAUUGUCAUUCCAAUAAGCAUGUAUGACCUUAAAUUUGAACGAGAAGAUGAAGAAUGCGACAGCCAAGAAAGGGUUGUGCUAGAUAAUGGUGAAACUGGAGACAAAGAAACAGAAUCUGACACUGACACAAGUCCACUACCGGCUUCUGUGCCUUCCCAGAUGGAGGUAUUUGACACACUGGAGAAGUAUCUACAAGAAAAAUCUCUACAUGGUUUUGGCUGGAGAUCAGCCUGCAGCACACCUGAACAACUAGACUCAUGCAUGCCAUCACAUACACUGCAGAGCAGGAGAGCAUCAUACUCAGAGUCUGAAGACAGCUAUGAAACUGAGGACAGUUGUGAUUACCCAUUUGAAUCAAAACAAAAUCUUUUGACUGUAUCUUCUGAGUUAUUGGAGAAGGGGUUGACACCAGCGCUGGAUGAUUCUGAGUCUGAAAAAGAGAGUGAAGAUGAUGAGGUUAUAGAUGUGCAAAGACCUGGAAAGCUGAUUGAAUCCAAGGCUGCCUCGGAGUAUGUUCAACAUGAGAGCAAUGGACAAAUUUCAAAAAUUGAUAUCAUAGUAAUUGAUUCUGACACAGAGGACGACAGUGACCAGAACUGCAGAACAAUGGCAAAAAGGAAAACAAUCUCCUCAGACUCAGAUGACAGUAGAGAUGUGCCAUGUAGUCAGAAUUCACCUAAAAAGAAAUUAAAAAAGAAAAGGCACAAACAAUCAAUGUCAGAAGGAAUAAGAAACACAAAAAGAACAUACUCAUCAGAAUCAGAGGACAGUGGGAAUGCUUUAAUUGCUGGAAAGGUUCAACCUUCAACUGAAACUAUGAAACGCCUUUGUGGGACUGCUGAGAAAAAGUCAGAAGAAUCCAGGCUGUCAUCUGAGGACGCUGCAAAGAAGCAACUCCAGUCUGUGGGCAAGGAGGCAGAUACCAAUUUGCGUCCUAAUCAUGUUGUUCAUAACUCUACUGGACACUUGAAACUGAUUAAAGAAUCUCGAGUCCACAGGCAGGGCAAUGAUGAAACUCGGGCUUCAAAAAACCCCAAAGGAACCAGCAAAAAUACCGACUCUUGUGAAAAGAAAAAACAGCAUCUGCACAAAAAAGUCAAGGUCCCGGCCAGUAAAGCAAAACCCAAACAACUUUCAUCACCUAGCCAGGAAGGGGCAUUCAUCUCCACUGCAAGCUCGUCUUCAACAAGUGGACAACUUUCUGAUCCUAGACAAAGCUCUGCCUCCUCUAAAGGCUUGUUUCAGACUAGAGAAACCUCCACCUCCUGUAGUCUUCCUAAAUCUAAGCAGAGCACAUCUACUCCCAGACAAAAUGCGUCCUCGUCUAAUGCGCAGCUGUCUCGCUCUUAUAGUAUCCCCGCAACAUUAGAUACUUACACCCCCACAAAAGACCCAUCAUCUUCUGAAAGCAUUCUAUCAACAACAAGAAAACAAGUGAUUAAAGACUGGAAGAAAACUUUUUUCCCAACCAAGAUGGAGAGGAAAAUUAACUCGCGGAAGGAGGUGGAAUCCAGAACCACAAAUCUGGAUUCCUCGAGAGAAGCCAGACCAGGACAUAGUCAAUAUGACAGGGCACCCAGACGGCGGCACAACUCCCAUGAGACUGUUACCCCCCUGAUGAAGAAGGCCAAGUGUGAUGCCGUAGAAUGGACGAAGGCCAUAAAUCGUGAAGAUCCAAAGAAAAGGAAAAGUGUGUUGUUUUGCAGUUCUAAAAAUGUACUUUCUGAUGUCUUUAAUAAAUUUGUGGUAGUCAAAUCAAGUUAUUUUUAAUGUCUAAUCUAAAUGUAUGUUCCCAACCCUCAUUCUUACUAUAGGUUUUUCUGUGGGCGACAAUUACAAGUGGUCAGAGAAGGCAACAAAAGGUGAUACUUGACAUAGUCCCAUUUAGAGCUAACCCAUGCACAAUGUGGUUUCACCAGAUUGUCUUGUUUCUGGGGUAUAGAUAUAAUCCUUUUUGUUUUUCUAUCAUUUUUCAUUAUAGGUUCCUAUAAGUCUGGGAGGAAGUGAAGAACCUCUCCAAGAUCCUGUUGGUGAGGGGGGAAAAAGGUGCUAGUGUUUAACUUCUAUAGGGACAGGUGGUUGAUGACUGAAAACAGUAAUAACUGUUCUACUUUUUGCGUUGUAGCUAGUCUUUGAUUUUCCAAAGCAUUUGUGUAUAGAACAAUACCUGUGUAUAGUACCUAUAAAGUAAAUAUUAUGUAUUUUAACUGCAUGUAAAUGUGCAUAUACCAUGCUGUAAAUAAUAUCAUCUGUUUGUGGACAUGUUGUUUUUGAAUGUUCUUUUUACCAGCUACCUCACUGCUUGCUUUACUCAGCAUAAAGCAGCACUUACCCUUUUCUUUCCCCUUUUUACUAUGACCGUCUAAACUUGAAACCUUUCAGAAAUUUUAAUCCUUUUUUUUAUAUACAUCACAUUCACCUUUCCUCUUUAAGUUAAAUCUUUUUGUACUUGGAAAAUUCACCUGUAAUUUUGUGUUUCCUAAGGGCAAUAUUACAUUUGUUUUUAAAAUGUUGAAAAUGCAUAAAGUCUAAACUUGAUCUAU
Molecule: messenger RNA, 5574 nt
Organism: Larimichthys crocea (large yellow croaker)
Lineage: Eukaryota; Metazoa; Chordata; Actinopteri; Sciaenidae
Exons: 2
Coding region: 527-4801 (1424 amino acids)
Source: RefSeq, a predicted model, not a curated record